Messenger RNA from Rhizophagus irregularis DAOM 181602=DAOM 197198, 705 nucleotides. The record is from RefSeq and is a predicted model, not a curated record. NCBI's taxonomy places the organism in Eukaryota, Fungi, Glomeromycota, Glomeromycetes, Glomerales, Glomeraceae.
AUGUUUAGAAUUUUAAGCACGUCUGCCUUCUUGACGGUAACUAGAAGUUUUCUUUUAACGGUUUCCGCUGGUCUUCACUCUUCAUCAACCAAAAUUUGGUACACUUUCAAGGGUACCGUGUGGAACCCUUCCACACAACCCCUUCCUCCUACUCUUAAUUAUUACGCAAUUCCCAUGGUAGCAAUCUAUUCCUCUGAUUUUAUUCCUCUAUUGUUAGAGUACAUUAAGACAAUCCUUUCUAGUUCUUCACAUACUUCUCCUGUGUUCAAUUUUAUCAUCGAAGCCCAGCUUAAAGCUGGUGCAAUACGGACCGUAGGUCAUGGUCUUAGAGUGGAUUCUUCUACCAACUUUGAGGAGCUUGAACACCUUAUAACUGGGUAUAUUGAGGGCUUCGAAACUCAGUCAGGUACUCCCGAAGAGCGUCAGCCUGAGGAAGUAGUUUCAUCACUUGUUAAGGUCUUUGAUCGUUCUAAUGCUCCUAAUGUAAACUGGGAAAAUCCUCUUGAACUUCCAAAAGGCUUCAAAGAGCCGGAAGCUCCUAAAACUCGUCCUUCUCGUAAAAAUACUGAGGAGAAAUUAUCCGUAAUUAACUCUCAAAUCAACACUCUUCAGACAACUAUUUUAACUUCACAAGCCGAAUCAACUAAACAAAUAGUAGAGGCUAUCAAAUCAAAUCAAUCAUCCCCUAAUCCUUCCCUUUUGAGU